UGCAUGUAUUUCUCCCUAAAUGAAGCAUCAACAACAAGGUGAAGGCUCACAGCUUGAAGACAUUUCUACGACAACUUUGGUUAAGACUUAUUUAAAUUAAGUGUUUAUUUAAUUUUUAAACAGCCUCUAUAAAAGUGUGUCUUUCCCCACUCCCGACUCAUUUGUUUGAUAUGAAAUUCAUUUUAAUUAGAGGUUGCAAUAAAUAAAGCAAUGUAAGACUCCAGGACGCACAGCAGUCUGUCACACUCCCACAAAGUAUUCCUUUCCAAAGCAUACACACCCAUAGAGGCAGGCGCUCACACACACACGUAGACUCACACAGGCGCACGCACACGGUCUGAAAAUCUGUCAAUUUCUGCCGCGUGAUCACGUGACCCUCCUCCUCAGUGGAGUGGAUGGAGAUGGCUCUCCACGUCAGCUUACGUCUCCAAAUUUCUGCUUAGCGAACCUGCUUCAAAGAGCCAAGAGGCACGGCGCUUCAGAGCCAUGUUCAGGGCGGCUAUAGAGGAAUCCAAACCCAACCAAGAGACUUAGGAGCGGCUGGACUACGAUGAUGGAUUUCGACGAAAGGGUUCCCGUCGGAUCGAACAUGUAUUUACCCAGUUGCACUUAUUACGUGUCGGCGGGGGCAGAUUUCUCUGGUUUGCCCUCAUUUCUGUCCCAGACCCCCUCCAGCCGCCCCAUGACAUACUCGUAUUCCUCUAACCUGCCGCAGGUUCAGCCCGUCAGAGAAGUGACAUUCAGGGACUACGCAGCCAUUGAUGCGUCGGGUAAAUGGCCGCACCGGGGGAACUUGCCCCAGUGUUACCCGAGCGCGGAGGACAUGGUGCACCGGGACUGUCUUUCGGCGCAAACCACCGUCGUUGGAGAUAUGUUUGGUAAAAACAGCCCAGCGGCCGCCGCCGCCGCCUACCACCACCACCACCAUCACCACCACCACACAGGCACGGGCUCCGCAGCCAGCAACUUCUACGGCAACGUGGGCAGAAAUGGCGUGCUGCCGCAAGCCUUCGACCAGUUUUACGAGACGGCGUACGGAAACGCGUCGGAGAGCUCCUCCACAAGUGCCUUCUCAGGGGACAAAACGGGGGCCAAGCAGCCAAGCUCAGCGCCGGAGCAAGCCCCUUCUUGCCGUGAUUCCGACGCAAAGGAGCAGCGGGAUGAAACGAGCAGCCCCGAGUUAUCUUCCGGCAACAAUGAGGAGAAAUCCAGCAGCAGCAGUGGACAGAGAACCCGCAAAAAAAGGUGUCCUUACUCUAAAUAUCAGAUCAGAGAACUGGAAAGAGAAUUCUUUUUCAGCGUGUACAUAAACAAGGAGAAAAGGCUGCAAUUGUCGCGGAUGCUCAACCUCACCGACCGACAAGUAAAGAUUUGGUUUCAGAACCGUCGAAUGAAGGAGAAGAAACUGAACAGAGACAGAUUACAGUAUUACACGUCUAAUCCUCUGCUUUAGGAGCAGCCCCCGCUCCAGCUCCACUUGUGUCCAGCUGUGGGACUAUGUUUCCAGACUGUAGCUUUCUCUGUACACCACAACACUGCUCCGUGGUUAAUUUCAAGUUCGAGGACAGCAGUGUCGCGCUGAUAUGAAAUACCUUGAACUGACGCAGUCUUUGGACUCUGAUUGCGCUCUUCCUUUUGGGGAAAAUGUACGUCCUCCUCAAAACUUUGUAUCUCCAAAGGCCCAUGUUAAUGUUGGGACUCAGAGACAUUUAUUUUCUUUUAACGCGGGCAAAAAAAGACCAGUCACUGAUUGACUGCUUUUGUGUAUUUUGUAAUCAAAAGAUUUAUGCGUUUCUUCGUUGUUAGAUUACAAAAAGUGCAGGACUCGAUUUUUUGGCGAUGAUAUUUUGCAGGCUAAUCAGAUUUACCUUGGUGUGACCAAAAAUGAGUAAGUGCUGAUAAAAGUGACAUGUUUCUGUUUUUUUUCAUGCCUAUUUAUGUGAAAGUCUGACGUUUACCGUCUCAUUUGAUGCCACGGCGUUUUAAGUCACUUUUGCUGGCAGGCUGUUGAGGUUCUGCUGACCUUAAAAACAAACUUUUGUUCUCUCCUGUCGCCUGCAGAACGAGGACUGAUUCUUUCUGUAUUUUGCGUAUCUUUGGGCGCUCAAAUCCGCAGGUUUUCCCCAUCUCUCAGAGUUGAUCACGCAAGACAAACCAGAGACAUAAGCUUGUCCGCAUAGUGAGCUACACACCCAGCACAUUCACACAGGUGUAGCCCGAAAUAUGCAGCGGACAUCUUAGAAAUAAUUUUAAGCUUUCCACAAUUCACAAAUCGUGCUCUAAAAUGCAAAAAAAGAAAAUCUAAAGUUCUUAGAUGUCAGGUCUGGUCAGGGUCAUCGCAUUGAAUCAAUGAUAUGCCCAAAACAAUUGUGUAUCAUCUUGUGUUUACAAAUAAAAUCAAAAGAAACGAUUACUGAAAAACAG
Molecule: messenger RNA, 2424 nt
Organism: Oryzias latipes (Japanese medaka)
Lineage: Eukaryota; Metazoa; Chordata; Actinopteri; Beloniformes; Adrianichthyidae
Gene: hoxa11a
Product: homeobox A11a
Biological process (GO): anatomical structure development; regulation of transcription by RNA polymerase II
Cellular component (GO): nucleus
Molecular function (GO): RNA polymerase II cis-regulatory region sequence-specific DNA binding; DNA-binding transcription factor activity, RNA polymerase II-specific
Source: RefSeq, a predicted model, not a curated record